UCUCACCGCCGCCAACACCCUUGCCGUCGCCCCGGACACCGCGAUAUUCCCGUGACCUCGUUGCGAUGGCCACUCCCGGCAAGCCCGACCCGGCCGCUGUGCCGCCGAAAGCGCCGCAGCCGCAGCCGCAGCCACCGGUGAAGGGGGCUAUCAUGCGCCGCGUCUUCCCUUUAUGUAUUUGCAAAGACCUACAAACGAGACCAGGACAAGAAAAAUGCUGAGACCGCAGCAGCAGCAGCAGCUGCAGCAGCAUUGUCAGCCCCACCUGCUGCAGUUGCUAAGCAUGCAGAGCCUGCUCCUCCGCCGAAAAGAGUACUCCCACCUUUAUCCGAAGAUGAGCAGCGCAAGGUCUACAAGUGGAUGCUGGAAGAGAAGCGGAAGAGCAAACCACGUGACGCUGCUGAGAAGAGCAAAAUCAAUGAGGAGAAGGCUCUUCUCAAGGAGAUCAUCAGGGCAGAGUCUCUCCCUCGUUUGUGGUGAUUUCAUCAGUUCUCCUGCUGGCCUUGGAUGUCUUUUCUCCCCCUGCAAUUCCAGCAAGGGUAUAUUUUAUUGUCAAUCUAGCGCUGUUAGCUGGCACAAAUAGUAUGGCUUGGCGUGAUGAUACGUCGACAUUUCGUAGCCAAAUUUUUUGAGUAACUCCAGUCUCUAGGAAACGGUUGCCUUUUAGAUGCAAAAUUAUGAUGGUGGAGUCUAUUCUGGAGAUAUUCUCGCGCACACUAAAUGAUUGCUCCAAAACCAAGGGGCUGUUUUGUUCG
Molecule: messenger RNA, 755 nt
Organism: Triticum aestivum (bread wheat)
Lineage: Eukaryota; Viridiplantae; Streptophyta; Magnoliopsida; Poales; Poaceae
Source: RefSeq, a predicted model, not a curated record